AUGUCUUUCACACCUCCAAAAUCAUUAAGCAAAACCUCAUAUAUAUAAAGAGUACCAUUUGCAGAUAAAUUUUAAAAAACAUUCAGUGAUGCUGAAAUGUAAUGUGUACAAAGAAAGUUAGAUUUUGGUGAUAUGGAUUUACAAUAAAAAAAGUCUAUUAAUACUUUUAGAAUACAUAAAAUCCAUAAAUCAACCAUUGGAAAACUAAGAUGA
Paramecium pentaurelia is the source of this 213-nucleotide messenger RNA. Lineage: Eukaryota; Ciliophora; Oligohymenophorea; Peniculida; Parameciidae. The record is from the annotation of a GenBank genome assembly.